Molecule: messenger RNA, 3607 nt
Organism: Hirundo rustica (Barn swallow)
Lineage: Eukaryota; Metazoa; Chordata; Aves; Passeriformes; Hirundinidae
Product: tubulin polyglutamylase TTLL13-like
Exons: 15
Coding region: 87-2327 (746 amino acids)
Biological process (GO): protein polyglutamylation; microtubule cytoskeleton organization
Cellular component (GO): cilium
Molecular function (GO): tubulin-glutamic acid ligase activity; tubulin binding
Source: RefSeq, a predicted model, not a curated record
CAGAUACAGAAAACAUCCUGGGGAUAGUUCAGGCUGAAAAUAUCGAAGUCUCUGCAGAGGUCUAUGAUGUUUCUCUGAGCAUUGACAUGCCUGAAGGUCCAGAUGGAAGCUUGGAAUUUGGAACCCCUAAUGUCCUGGAUAAGGUGAAGAGAGCCCUGCAUCUAAAGAAAAAAGGGGUAAACAACACUAAUUACAGUGUCCCCUCCAUCCACCUGAGCGGCUGCAAGUACGAGAGUGUGCGGCGGGCGGCAUGGCGCUGCGGGCUGAAAGAAGUGGAAGAAGACGAUGAGUGGACGGUGCUCUGGACAGACAGCACGGUCACUUUGGACUCCUUCAGGAAGAUGAAGCGCUUCCAGAAAAUCAACCACUUCCCAGGCAUGAUGGAGCUGGGCCGCAAGGACCUGCUGGCUCGUAACCUGAACCGCAUGCUCCGGCUCUUCCCCGAGGAGUACAACUUCUUUCCCCGCACGUGGUGCCUGCCAGCCGACUAUGGAGAGUUCCGUGCCUAUAGAUCCAUGAGGAAGACAAGAACAUUCAUCUGCAAGCCUGGCAACAGCUGCCAGGGCAGAGGGAUCUUCAUAACCCACCACCUGGAGGAGAUCAAGCACAGGGAACACAUGAUCUGUCAGCAGUACAUCUCUGAGCCCUUUCUCAUCGAUGGCUUCAAGUUUGACAUGCGCAUCUACGUGCUGGUCACGUCCUGUGACCCACUGAGGAUUUUUGUCCACAAGGAGGGCCUGGUCCGGUUUGCCACAAUGAAGUACAUUGCUCGCAGCACGAGAAACCUGGGUGACAUCUGCAUGCACCUGACAAAUUAUGCAAUCAACAGGCACAAUGCGAACUUUGUCAGAGACGACGCAGUGGGCAGCAAGAGGAAGCUGUCCACCCUGAAUGCCUGGAUGGCAGAGCACAGCUAUGACACAUCAAAGCUCUGGGCCGAUAUUGAUGACAUUGUUAUAAAGACACUGAUUUCGGCUCACUCUGUGCUGAAACACCAUUACCAGAGAUACUUCUCCAACCACACUACUGGCUGUGCCUGCUUUGAAAUCCUGGGCUUUGACAUUUUGUUAGAUAGAAGGCUGAAGCCAUGGCUGCUGGAGGUGAACCGCUCUCCCAGCUUGGGCACGGAUUCUCAGGUAGACCGUGAGGUGAAGGAUGCCCUUCUGUGUGACACCUUCAACCUGAUCAAUGUGCACGCCUGCGACAAAAAGAGGGUGCUGGAGGAAGACAAGCGGCAGGUGGAGGAGCGGCUCCUUCAGCCCAACCAGACUCUCCAUGAGUCCAGGCGCAGGAAGCAGAUCAGGCAGGCUGCCUGGCUGGCACAGGCUGAAACUUAUGAGAACGAGCACCUGGGAGGCUUCCGACGCAUCUACCCAGCGCCUGGGACAGAGAAGUACGAGCCGUUCUUCCAGCAGAGCAGGUCCCUCUUCCAGGGAACAGCAGCGUCCAAGGCACGCGAGGAGCAUGUCAGGCAUCAGCUGGAGGAGAUGCGCCUGGAAAAAGAAAAGCUGGAAGCUGCCACCAGGAAGAAGAAAAGGAUCCACAAUAAAAGCACAGCUCCUACAACCCACCUCACCCACAAAGGCACCGAGGCAUGGGAUAGAAAGGUGAAGUGCAUGCGGUACAACUCCAUGCAGCCCCAGAACAUAGUGGAACAUGAAGAGAAGAGGAGAGGGAAUGCCCUGUUGCAGCGUGAGAAGCUGAUCCAAAAACUGGGCAUCACCGAGCAGCUUUCCCGGCUGCUCCCCACAGCUGACACGCAGCGAUCCUGUGCCCUCCCGAGCCAGCUGCGGUUUCCCUGGGAUGUCACUGGGGACGACAACACCCGCGAUUUUAUGAUGCUCUUCUCAUUCCUGGGACUCCCAGCUCAGCCCUUGGGACACAGCAUCAUACGGAGCCGAAGAGCCCAGGCCCUGCGGCGGCUCAUUCCAGGCCCAGACCGCACCAUGCAGCCCCUCUGCGUUCGAGGCCAGAGCGUCCCGUACCACGUGUGGCACGAGGGCCCCCAGGAGCUGGGCAGGGGCUGGCUGCAGGGCCAGGCAGCGGGGACAGCGGUCACCCAGCCCUGUGCCCACACUAAGGGGCUGCAGCUGAGAGACCAGCAGCGCCCUGGCAACAGCACCCAGGCUGAAGGCUGUGCUGCUGGUAGUUUGUCAUCCUCUGAUGAAGGCAGCUGUCCCCCAGCCUCCCCAGCCAGCCCAGAGCAGGCCACAGGUGACGGCAUCUUAAUCCGUGAAGUGGUGCAGGAACUUCCCAUCACCACUGCUGUGCACGGGCAGAGACGCCUCACACCGUGUGUAUCUGUUUCGAAGACGGGUAUCUGCUAGGGAGGGACGGGGCCUCUCUAGGAAUGGGGGAAUUCCAAUCCCCUCCCCCCAAGUUAUUAUAAUUUAGAAAAUUAAAGGAGCUUUUUCAGACACAGGUAUGGGGAAAGGAAUAAGAGUUGUUUACUAGUAAAUAGAACAAGACAAACAAACAACAGAUACGACAGCAAUAAUAGUAACAGAACCAAGAACCUCAAGGGGCUUUGUUUCACAAGCCUGGGGCUGUCUGAUCUCCUGCCCGCCCCUGAAGAGCACCAAGCUGGAACAGUGGAACACUCCGGGGCUGAUGGCUGGAACGGCGGGUUGUCCCCAGCAGGCAGGGGGGAAUGUCCCAGCAAAGUGAGCAGUGCUGAAGAAGCUGCGACAGCUGGACGGGGCUGGCCCAGUUCCAGCAGGGCAGGUGAAAGGGGCUCUGGAUUCCUGGGCACCUCAGCAGAUGAUGGAUAGUGGUAGAAUUCUCAGGAUCGGACUUUCUGUCGACAGUGGACUCCUCCCGCAGCAAGCAACAGCCUGACCGUCCUGCCCCGAAAAUGCCAAGAGCCAGAAAAGCACACUCAGCUCCCGAAGCACUGUCCUUUUCCCUCCUUAAAGCACUGUCCUUUUCCCUCCUCAAAGCUUAAGUGAUCUUCCCCCACGCUCGGCCACUUCUUUUGUGUGGGUCAAGCCCCCUCUAAGCAUCAGUAUUUAGUCUCUUAGCAACUUAUGGAGGGGAAAAGUUCUAUCGGGAAAAAAAAAAACCCCAAAACCAAACCUAACUCCCAACACCAUGGAAGAGCCUUGCCAUGCCAGUAUGUCAUGCCACGCCAGCACCUUGCCCCAUGCCAGUGCCUCACACAUUCACAGCAUGAAAAGCUCAGGUAACAUAGCCGAGAGCUCAGCCUUCCUCCCUUGUGUGCUUGCAUGAGAACCACGACUUGCUGAAUAGGCUGACUGCUUCCAUCAACUCUGGGGUCAGCUGCUGAGACCCUGGCCAGAGUCUGGGCCCAUCUUGGCUCCGGCUACCCGCCCUGGCUAGCUCCACCUCUGCCAGGAUCAGAGAGCGGUGCUUGUGCCCCUGCCCGUGCCUUGCCCGCUGCACUGGUGUCUGUGACCCACAACCGCCCGCAGUGAAGCCCUCCAGACGCCACCUCACUCUGGACCUGUCGGAACCUCACUUUCCCCGCCGGGGCCGCUCCCCCCGGCUGGUCCCACCUGUUGCUGGGCCUGUUCCCGGCCAUGGCGCUGCUGCUCCAGCGUGGCCUGCGGGCGGCCCCGCUCCUCGUCUGGGCCCCGCAGCAGGCGGC